AUGUUCAACAAUGGUAUUCAAAUUCAACAUGAUGACUUCACUGAACUGCCUUCUCUAGUUGAUAACUUUUUUGAAGGUUGGCCAUCUAAUAAACAAAAAGACGUUCAUGAUUCUCAUGAUGAUUUAUCAAGUGAGGAAACAAGCAGUUAUAGUACAGAUGAUGAUCCAGAUUUACAGUCCAAAAGAAGAAAUAGUGUACAACUAGGACAUGAAGUGAUGAAUGAAUUAGUAGAGAAUGAUAAUGUAGCAAAAGCAGUUCAUAUCCUUCAAAGGGCUAUUGAUCAUCUUCAAAUGACUCAAACAGGGGAUGGUAGGCAAGUCUCCAAGAUUUAUUCUCAAAUUAUCAAGUUACUUUGUGACAAGAAUAUAAUUAAGAUUGUCAAUGAAUUAUCAUCUUCUUCAUCUAAUGAUGAUGAUGGAGUAAAAGAAGAUAUAAAUCAAUCCAUUAUAUGGCGUUUAUUUACAAAGGUAGUUGAAGCAGGUUAUGUAUUAGAAAGAGAGGCUCAUUUGGCAGUAGUAAAGAUGCUAGUAGAUAAACAUCAGACAAGUUUAGCACUUCAAGCUAUCUAUACUUUACCAAGACAAGAGUGGGAUACUGCUUGUUAUCGAACAGCUAUUUUACUUCAUCUCAUGCAAGAACCUCAACCACAGAUACAAGAGGCCCAGGGCCUAUUAACAGAUUAUGGGAAACCUUACUUGGAAUUCGCGAACCCGAUAGCACCUCAACAGUUACCUCCUAUUCGUAGGGAGAUGCCACUCAUGGAUCAGGUAACUGAACAAGAUCACUUCAAGUUAUGGAUGUUCUAUCAAGCAGCCCUUAGUGAUGCAGAUCGAGAAUGGCAUCAUCAAAAGUUAAUCUAUGAGAAAGAAAGAAAAGAGGUAUGGACUCAAGAGGAGAGCCAUACGGAGAUGAUCAAGAAUUGGGCCAUGGAUCAACUUCUUCAUCUUGAGACAAGACGACAGCAAAUAGAUAGGAAAGGUAUUGAGAAUGACAAUACAAUGAUUUUUGUAGCUAUUCGAAACAAUCAAUUUGAGUAUGGUUGGCAAAUUUAUAAGUCAAUGAAGGAUUCAAUAAAUGAAGCUACUCCUUAUGUUAUCAUGCAUUUAUGUUGGAUGGCCUUUAGAGAGAUACCAAUCAUGCAUAUAUCACGCCGUACACAUUGGGAAGCACGCGCAUGGUCUGUCUAUUCACGAUUUAUGUGUUCUGAAUAUUUACAUCCAGAGGAAUCUAAGGAGAUGCCAGGGUUCUUACACGAUAUUCUCUCUAUCGCUGCUAAUAGUCCUGAGGGGAUCACGAGGACAGUACAGGAUAAAAGGAAAAGGGCUCGAUAUACAAAAUGUAUGACUGUUUAUCAAUUAUUAGUACGUCUUCAAUUAGAUACACUUUUAUGCCAUAAUCAAGUAUUAGAACCUAUCUUAUGUACGCUUUUAUAUGAAUGUAAAGGAUCUUCAAGUCAGAUUGUACAUAUGUGUAAUAAAGGAUUUGAAAUAUGGGAUAGAAAGUUAGAUAUUUCAAGACAUCAUCAUUAUCAACCUUGUUCAUAUUCUAUAAUUUGGAGUCUUUUAAUUUUAUGUCUGAAAUCAGGAAGUGAAGAUAAUUUUGAUAAGUUACUUCGAUACUUGAUAACUAAAAGAGAGAAAGAGUUAAGGACAGAAGAAGCUAGUUUACCUUCAUCUCUCUUAGCACCUGUACAAGCAUUUCAUGAUACUUUUAUUUGCUAUAAAGGAUGUUAUUUUUAUGAAUACAUGUUUCGUAUUGUAGAAUUUACAGAUCAAAAAAAGGAACCACUAUCUCCUGCUAUUUUUAUGGAUCAUUAUGGCUUCUUGCAUUAUGACAAUCCUACUGAAGAGAAUCAUCAUUUCUUGAGUAGUCAUCAUCCUUUACCUACAAAUAUUAAUGAAAUUCAAUCCAUUCCUUUAUCUAUGAUGGCUCUUCAUGGUGAAAAGCAAGAGACGGUCCUUAAUGAUGUAAAGAGGAUGUAUUAUUCUACAAAAAAGGCAAAAGCCCUUAUUCGUCACUGCCUUAAAAACUGA
Messenger RNA from Cokeromyces recurvatus, 2034 nucleotides. RefSeq lists its product as uncharacterized. The record is from RefSeq and is a predicted model, not a curated record. Lineage: Eukaryota; Fungi; Mucoromycota; Mucoromycetes; Mucorales; Mucoraceae. The transcript has a single exon. The coding region runs from base 1 to 2034 and encodes 677 amino acids.